Trichoderma citrinoviride is the source of this 945-nucleotide messenger RNA. RefSeq names its product GroES-like protein. The transcript has 2 exons. Gene Ontology annotation, molecular function: oxidoreductase activity. The record is from RefSeq and is a predicted model, not a curated record. Bases 1 to 945 code for a protein of 314 amino acids. NCBI's taxonomy places the organism in Eukaryota, Fungi, Ascomycota, Sordariomycetes, Hypocreales, Hypocreaceae.
AUGAAAGCUCUUCAAGUGCUCCGUGAGACCGCCAGCGAGGCCGCUCGUCUGGCCUUGAAUGAGCUGCCAAAGCCAGCCCUCAUACCGAAUCACGUUCUCGUCAGAGUCCACGCCUCAGCAAUUCACCCAAGCGACGUUGGCAACGCUUCGGGCACUUUCCCGUACACGCAGUAUCCUCGCGUUGUUGGGAGGGACUAUGCGGGCGUUGUAGAAGAAGGGCCUCGCGAGCUUGUGGGAAAAGAGGUUUACGGCACCAGCGGGCACGCGUACGCCUUUACCAAGGACGGAUUCCAGGCAGAAUAUACCCUGAUACAAGAGGAUGAGGUUGCUUUGAAGCCGAAGAACUUGACGUUUGCUGAGGCGGCCACUGUGGGCGUUCCAUUCACGACAGCUUCGCAAAUGAUCGAGAGGGCGGCCGUCACAGAGUCCGACACAGUCCUUGUCAUAGGCGCCAAUGGAGCCGUUGGAUCAGCUGCCAGCCAGCUCGCCCAGAAUAUCGGCGCGAGAGUCAUCAGGGCGACUCGAGACGAGUCUGGCGAAGUGAACACGGACAAGGACCCUGAGCUGCAUGCCCUGGAUGCUUUGACGGAUGGCAAGGGAGUGGACGUCGUUUUGGAUACUGUCGGAUCUCCUACUCUGACGGUUAAUGGACUGAAGAAGCUGGCCAAAGGUGGCCGCCUGGCCUUUAUUUCCGCGCCCAAGUCGGGCGCCGGAGACCUCACCAUCGACAUGCGUUACUUUUACCGUGCUGACUUGAGUCUCUUCGGGUGCAACUCGCUGAACCCUUCGGCAAAGGAAAUGGCACGGCGACUGAAUGCCAUCACGGGCCUGUUCGAGUCUGGAAAGCUGAAGCCUGACGGCAAGUGGACGCCGGUGCCACUCGAUCAAGCUCUGGAUGCAUAUGGGAAGUUGAUGAAGAAGGCGACUAGGGAAAAGCGAUGGUGA